Aspergillus candidus is the source of this 1101-nucleotide messenger RNA. Its product is annotated as metallophosphatase domain-containing protein. The coding region runs from base 1 to 1101 and encodes 366 amino acids. The record is from RefSeq and is a predicted model, not a curated record. Gene Ontology annotation, molecular function: hydrolase activity. The transcript is spliced from 2 exons. NCBI's taxonomy places the organism in Eukaryota, Fungi, Ascomycota, Eurotiomycetes, Eurotiales, Aspergillaceae.
AUGCAUCGCAAAACUCGCUUCGUCUGCGUCUCGGACACACACGCCUACAACCCCUCCGAGGCGGGGUUCAAACUACCCCCAGGGGAUGUGCUCAUCCAUGCGGGCGAUUUGACCAACCGGGGGAGUUUGGCGGAGUUGCAGAAGACGGUGGAUUGGAUAUCGAGAGCGGAUUAUGAGAUUAAGAUUGUGAUUUGUGGAAACCACGACAUUAGCCUUGACCCAAGCCUCAGUGCCCCCAACGAGCCACAACAACAACAACAACAAAGAAAUACAACACACCACGAAAGCCUCAACACCCUCAAAGCCACCCCAAUCCUCUUCCUACAGCACGAAUCCGCCCUCAUCCGCCUAACCCGGCCCAACGGCCCCAACACCACCUUCACCGUCUUCGGCUCCCCUUACUCUCCAACUCACCAGUCCCAAUUAUCCGGGCCCUGGGCUUUCGGAUACGACUCAUCAACUCCUACUGCAGCUACAGCCCUAUGGAACAACAUCCCAUUGGACACCGACGUGGUGGUCACGCACACCCCGCCUCACUCGCACUGCGACAGCCGGCCUCUUGUUGGAGGUGAGUCCACGUCUGCGUCUACAUCUACAUCAGUCGGAUGCAAGGGUCUACGGGAGGCACUGCAGCGGGUGAGGCCGUUGUUGGCGGUCUGUGGGCAUGUUCAUGAGGCGCGGGGGUGUGAGAGGGUGCGGUGGGGGGGUUCCUUGCAGGAUAGUCGUCGUGGUAGUUUGGAUGGGGUUGUACCUGGGGAGGGGGGGAGAGAGAAACAGCUGCUCCCGCCAGUGGGGAGUAAGAAGAUGAGCUUGAUUGAUUUGACGGGAAGGAGGGGGGGUCGUCGCCUUGACAACGAGGGGGGUGCUUCUGGGGUGUGGCGUGGUCGUUUUGAUCAGAGUAUGGUUAUUGGAGGUCGUCUGGAUGAAUAUUCAAGGCAGGAAGAGGAAGCGGAGGCAGAAGCGUUGAAGCGACAGGAAACGUGCAUCGUCAAUGCCGCAAUCGUGGCCACUAGCUACCCGCAUCGGGGAGGCAAGCGAUUCAAUGCGCCUAUUGUGGUGGAUGUGGAGUUGCCUGUGUGGGGUGAUCCGGGCUCAGGUUGA